UUUGGCCAACUGUUGUCAGUUUGCCACUUACCAGCGCUUCAGAAACUCGCAACUUCGUAGCUCUCCACUCCCAGUCGCCCCGCCAUCGCACUAUCGCCGCCGAUUCGGGAAAUCCGAACUCGGCUCCUGAGUCACAGCGACCUCACUUUAGAUCUAGAUCCAGCCUACAGAUCUCCUGGACUCGUGGAUAACAAACUAUGUGGCGGUUCAAGCCUUUUUCACAUAAGGAACAGAGUGGACUUGAAGACCGAACUAUUGACAUUGGCAAUCUCAAAGUUCAUGUUCGUAAUAUAAUAGCAGAGGGAGGAUUUUCUUGUGUUUAUCUGGCCCGAGAUGUAAUCCAUUCUUCAAAACAGUAUGCUCUGAAGCACAUGAUAUGCAACGAUGAAGAAUCUUUGGAAGUUGUGUUGAAAGAGAUCUCUGUCUUGAAAUCACUUAAGGGGCACCCUAAUGUGGUCAAGCUUUGUGCUCAUACGAUCAUUGACAUGGGCCGCACCAAGGAAGCUUUAAUUUGUAUGGAGUAUUGUGAGAAAUCUCUGGUUAGUGUACUUGAGGGAAGAGGGUCUGGUUAUUAUGAAGAAAAACAGAUCUUGACCAUUUUUAGGGAUGUGUGCAAUGCGGCUUUUGCUAUGCAUUGCCAAUCUCCCCCUAUCGCCCACAGGGACUUGAAGGCAGAGAAUAUCUUGCUAGGUCCAGAUGGAUUAUGGAAAUUGUGUGAUUUUGGUAGCAUCUCUACCAAUCACAGGCGGUUUGAGAAGCCUGAAGAAAUGGGAGUUGAGGAAGACAAUAUUAGGAAACACACCACUCCCGCUUAUAGAGCACCCGAGAUGUGGGAUCUUUACAGAAAAGAACUGAUAAAUGAGAAAGUAGACAUAUGGGCUCUUGGUUGUCUACUGUUUCGUAUAUGCUUCUUCAAGUCAGCAUUCGAUGGUGAAUCAAAAUUACAAAUCUUGAAUGGAAACUACCGUAUUCCGGAAUUACCAAAAUACAGCACGACUAUUAUUGACCUUAUUAAGGAUAUGCUACAAUCUUCUCCAGAUGCCCGACCUGAUAUUACGCAGGCAAGCGCUUUGCUUGAUUGGACAUUGAUCAACAUGAGUUUAGGUAUGGUUCCGUGUUAAUGGUCUGUUACCUGAUGGGCUACAGAAAUCAUUGCCUGAUAAAGCUCCUGGUUUGCUGCAACAGGGGAUUGAUUUGCAUGAUGGUACUCCAAGAACAGCAAGCAAAUCUAAUCCAGUGCCUCAAAGAACUCCACCGCCUCCUCCUGCAGCUACUACAGAGGCAGCCCGAAAUGCAUCACCAUCUUAUAACCCCACAAUGGGUGGAGCUAGUGGCCCUAUAGGCGCUUUUUGGAACACUGAACACGCAAAGAAAGUAGCCCCAGCCGAGAAAACUAGACUCAAAUAUGAUGAAGAUUCGACUGAUAUAGAUUUCUUCCAUGGUAAUUCUGACGAAAGUGAUGAUAGAAAUGAAUCAUUUGAUGCUUUUGUGGCGGAAUUUAGUAGCAAUGAACACAGUUCUGGAAAUAAUAGUAAGAAAUCUGGGAACGAACUAUUAGAGGCCGAGGUUGAAAAGCUGAAGGAGCAGUUGAUGCAUGCCAACAUGGAGAAAGCUGAAAUAACUUCCAAGUACGGGAAACUGUCUGCCAUAUGCCGAUCACAAAGACAGGAGAUACAAGAACUUAAACAGGCUCUUGCUGCUAAAACUCCAUCUCCAAACAAAGAUUCCUAUAAAAACCAAAUGCCUCCUUCGAAUCAGUCAUGCAGUACCUCACAUCAUACUAGGGAAAGCGUCGAAGGAACUGUUUGGGAACUCCAACAAGGGUUAUUUAACCAGAGCCCCCCAGGCCCAGAUGAUCUUAAGCCAUGGCAGGCUUUUGCAGAUGAUGGUCGUCCUAAACCUCUCACUAAUACUUCUAGUAGCACUCCAAGGUCCAUGAGGACGAAAGAUAACAAGCCUAGCAAACAGCCUUCUUCUGAUACAAGUUGGGGAUUUGGAAGUGAUAGUUUUACUGCACUUCCCUCUGCUACCUCGCAGAUAAGUGCUUCUUUUAAUGAACUGAACAAUUCUAAGUUGAAGCGCCCGGGGAACAAAUCACCAUCUCAACCUGCUGGCUGGGCCGGCUUCUAGGACAAGUUAAGCAGUUAAUACUUUCUAUUAUAACUUGAUUUUUGUUUUGUUGAGAAAAACUCAGUGGUGAUGACAGUAAGUAUAGUAAAAGAAAAAAAUAGUGGCGGUGACUGGUGAUCUAAGUUGUUUCUGAUGUUGAAUGUGUUGCGUGUAGAGAUUUCUGACUUGUAUUGAUCUGAAAAUUAUAUUUAUGUGUGAUAUGACCACUAUCUUUUUCAUCAUACUUUAUUGCACAAGUUAUUGGGUAAUGUAUUUCAAUGUUAAGAUUUAUUAUAAGUACAAG
Molecule: messenger RNA, 2413 nt
Organism: Cuscuta epithymum
Lineage: Eukaryota; Viridiplantae; Streptophyta; Magnoliopsida; Solanales; Convolvulaceae
Source: the annotation of a GenBank genome assembly